Molecule: messenger RNA, 3191 nt
Organism: Propithecus coquereli (Coquerel's sifaka)
Lineage: Eukaryota; Metazoa; Chordata; Mammalia; Primates; Indriidae
Gene: MCM3
Product: minichromosome maintenance complex component 3
Exons: 17
Coding region: 66-2627 (853 amino acids)
Biological process (GO): mitotic DNA replication initiation; DNA strand elongation involved in DNA replication; DNA replication
Cellular component (GO): nucleus; MCM complex
Molecular function (GO): ATP hydrolysis activity; single-stranded DNA binding; single-stranded DNA helicase activity
Source: RefSeq, a predicted model, not a curated record
AAGAAGCUCUCGAUUGGACAUUCGCUAUUCUGGCGACAGAGGACUCAGCCAAUCAUAAUGUGUAUAUGCGCCCAGCGUCUCCGCCUCUUCCUCCUGGUAACCUUUGGUGGCGGGAAAAGUUCGGAAGUUUCUGCGCCGGGGCGGAGUCAUCCUGGGCCCCUUCACGCUACUUUGGUACGGGCAGUUCCAAGGCAGCGGGCAUGGCGGGGACUGUGGUGCUGGAUGAUGUGGAGCUGCGGGAGGCUCAGAGAGAUUACUUGGAUUUCUUGGAUGACGAGGAAGACCAGGGAAUUUAUCAGAGCAAAGUUCGGGAGCUGAUCAGUGACAACCAAUACCGGCUGAUUGUCAAUGUGAAUGACCUGCGCAGGAAAAAUGAGAAGAGGGCUAACCGCCUCCUGAGCAAUGCUUUUGAGGAACUGGUUGCCUUCCAGCGGGCUUUAAAGGAUUUUGUGGCCUCCAUUGAUGCUACCUAUGCCAAGCAGUAUGAGGAGUUCUACAUAGGACUGGAGGGCAGUUUUGGUUCCAAGCACGUCUCUCCCCGGACUCUGACCUCCUGCUUCCUUAGCUGUGUGGUCUGUGUGGAGGGCAUUGUCACUAAAUGCUCUCUAGUUCGUCCCAAAGUCGUCCGCAGUGUCCACUACUGUCCUGCUACCAAGAAGACCAUAGAGCGACGUUAUUCUGAUCUCACCACCUUGGUGGCCUUUCCAUCCAGCUCUGUCUAUCCCACCAAGGAUGAGGAGAACAAUCCCCUUGAGACAGAAUAUGGCCUCUCUGUCUAUAAGGAUCACCAGACUGUCACCAUCCAGGAGAUGCCGGAGAAGGCCCCAGCCGGCCAGCUUCCCCGCUCUGUGGACGUCAUUCUGGAUGAUGACUUGGUAGAUAAAGCAAAGCCUGGUGACCGAGUCCAGGUGGUGGGAACCUACCGUUGUCUUCCUGGAAAAAAGGGAGGCUAUACCUCAGGGACCUUCAGGACUGUCCUGAUCGCCUGCAAUGUGAAGCAAAUGAGCAAGGAUGUGCAGCCUUCGUUCUCUGCUGAAGAUAUAGCCAAGAUCAAGAAGUUUAGUAAAACCCGUUCCAAGGAUAUCUUUGACCAGCUGGCCAGGUCAUUGGCCCCUAGUAUCCAUGGACACGACUAUGUCAAGAAGGCAAUCCUCUGCUUGCUCUUGGGAGGGGUGGAACGAGACCUAGAAAAUGGCAGUCACAUUCGUGGGGACAUCAAUAUUCUUCUAAUAGGAGACCCAUCAGUUGCCAAGUCUCAGCUUCUGCGGUACGUGCUUUGCACUGCACCCCGCGCUAUCCCCACCACUGGCCGGGGCUCCUCUGGAGUGGGUCUGACGGCCGCUGUCACCACAGACCAGGAAACAGGGGAGCGCCGUCUGGAAGCUGGGGCCAUGGUCCUGGCUGACCGAGGUGUGGUUUGCAUUGAUGAGUUUGACAAGAUGUCUGACAUGGAUCGCACAGCCAUCCAUGAAGUGAUGGAGCAGGGUCGAGUGACCAUUGCCAAGGCUGGCAUCCACGCUCGGCUGAAUGCCCGCUGCAGUGUUUUGGCAGCUGCCAACCCCGUCUACGGCAGGUAUGAUCAGUACAAGACCCCAAUGGAGAACAUUGGGCUGCAGGACUCGCUGUUGUCCCGAUUCGACUUGCUUUUCAUCAUGCUGGAUCAGAUGGAUCCUGAGCAGGAUCGGGAGAUCUCGGACCAUGUCCUUAGGAUGCACCGUUACAGAGCUCCCGGGGAGCAGGAUGGCGACGCUAUGCCCUUGGGUACUGUUGUGGAUAUCCUGGCCACAGAUGAUCCCAACUUUGACCAGGAGGAACAGCAAGACACCCAGAUUUAUGAGAAACAUGACAACCUUCUGCACGGGACCAAGAAGAAAAAGGAGAAGAUGGUGAGCGCAGUGUUCAUGAAGAAGUACAUCCACGUGGCCAAAAUUAUCAAGCCUGUCCUGACACAGGAAUCGGCUGCCUACAUUGCAGAAGAGUACUCACGCCUGCGCAGCCAGGAUAGCAUGAGCUCGGACACCGCCAGGACAUCGCCAGUUACAGCCCGAACUCUGGAAACCCUCAUUCGAUUGGCCACGGCCCACGCGAAGGCCCGCAUGAGCAAGACUGUGGACCUGCAGGACGCAGAGGAAGCCGUGGAAUUGGUCCAAUACGCUUACUUCAAGAAGGUUCUGGAGAAGGAGAAGAAACGUAAGAAGAGAAGUGAGGAUGAAUCAGAGACAGAGGAUGAAAAGGAGAAAAGCCAGGAGGAGCCUGAGCAGAAGGGGAAGAGGAGGAAGACGCGCCAGUUGGAUGCCAAAGAUGGGGAUUCAUAUGACCCCUAUGACUUCAGUGACACAGAGGAGGAAAUGCCUCAAGUGUAUACUCCAAAGACAGCAGACUCGCAGGAGACCAAGGAGUCCCCGAAGGUGGAGUUGAGUGAAUCCAGAUUGAAGGCAUUCAAGGUGGCCCUCCUGGAUGUGUUCCGGGAAGCUCACGCACAGUCCGUGGGCAUGAAUCGCCUCACAGAAUCCAUCAACCGGGACAAAGAAGAGCCCUUUUCUUCAGUGGAGAUCCAGGCUGCUCUGAUCAAGAUGCAGGAUGACAACCAGGUCAUGGUGUCUGAGGGCAUCAUCUUCCUCAUCUGAGGAGGCCUCCCGUCCGAACUUGGAGUCGUGCUCUGAGACUUUCUCGCCGUAUUUCCCAUUCUCCUCCCCCACCCUACUCUUUGCCUUCGUCCCCGGAGAACAGUGUUAAUUGAACUGAAGUUGAGGGACCGUGGUGAGGAAGCUGAAUCAGCACUCUGGAAGCUCUGGGAACGGGAGGUGGAAGUGGGGUAAGGAGAGAAGAAAGUGGGGAAGGACGGGACUAUUGCAUCUUGAUCGCAGCAGCACUGGAUACGCUCCCCCUUCCUACCCCCAGCAACCCAAUUGUCACUGUCUGUAAAUGUGACUUCAGAGUACUUUCUGUGGUACAGCUGAUUUCUGUUCAUCUUUUCUGUUUGUUGGCUGUUCUCCAGAGCACUUUGGUCUAGACCACGCUUUGGGGUGUUCUAACGUGCUGGGGAGAGAAGCUGAGGCCAGUCAUGUCAGUCAGGAAAGCUUUCUUUGCAGUUGAGACUGUAUGUCAUAUGUAUGGUUGAGCAUAUGACUGUAUGUCAUAUGUAUGGACAUCCAGGACAUCGAAUAAACUUAACCAUUUUGUACACAUGG